AUGGCCUCACUGGACGAACGGUAUUACCGAGGUCUGGAAAUGCGAGAACAGAUGGCGGCAGGGGACUUCCGCCACUUUACGCUGCCGGGCAUUGAUCAACUGGCCCCGGACCUCAAGCGCAUCGUGGACGAAGCCCUGUUCGGGUCCAUAUGGACUCGGGGUGGGCUAGAUAUAAAGCAACGCUGUUUGUGCACCCUUUCGGCCCUCCUGACUUUGGGUCAUCUGCAUUUGCUCCGGAGACACGUCGAACGGGCAUUAAACGUGGGUUUGACUCCCGAAGAGGUGGUCGAGUGCUUCAUUCAGAUGACAUUUUACGUGGGGGUUCCCGCAGUCGAAUCUGCCAUGGCGAUAGGCAAGGAGAUCUUUGAAGAAAGGGGACUUCAAUUCACGCCUACCUUGGCCUACGACACUGAAAAGGACCCCGACGCCCUCCACCAGGAAGGUGUCCAGUGCCACGAAGAACACAUGGGGGACAUCACUAUUUACCAUACUGAAGAUCCUGACUCUCAGGAGAUGCAGCUCGAGAGGCUGAUCAAUGAAUACAAUUGGGGCGCUAUCUUUACACGUCCCCAUUUGGAUGCCAAGGCCCGUUCAAUGUGUGCCCUGGUCUCUAUGACAGUAAUGGGCCAAUACGACCGUCAAUUGCGGCGAAGGAUAUCCGGCGCCCUCCGAGUAGGUAUGACUCCCGAAGAAAUUAUGGAAGUGUUUAUCCAGUUGACCCUUUAUGGGGGCUAUUUCAAUACCCGGACCGCCAUGCGUAUCGCCCGUUCAGUGUUCAACGAAGAGGGAAUCGCGGCACGGGCCAGCUAA
This is a messenger RNA of Geodia barretti, 810 nucleotides long. NCBI's taxonomy places the organism in Eukaryota, Metazoa, Porifera, Demospongiae, Tetractinellida, Geodiidae. The record is from the annotation of a GenBank genome assembly.